UUUCAGGAAGGUGAAAAGUUAUCAAAGGCAGCGAUACUGCAGCACACAGCAGACCUUAUUCAACAGCUUCAGAGUGAACGCUCUCGUUAUGCAGAUAAAGAUGAAGUUGGUGGCAAGAAACCUAAGGUCGAAAUUGACGAAUGUGUGGAAUACGAGCAGCAACGUUCGAUGAUCGAUCGCCUUCAAAUGGCGUUGGAACGCGAACGUACAACGCGUAUGUUUCUGGAACAGCAGCUGAAUCAAAUGAGAGAAAUGUAUCAAAACGGACUGAACGCCGUAGCGACGCUGCGAAGAUCACCAAUCACCACAACGACGAUGAGCGUUCAUGAUUCGGUGAUACGGCCAACACCACUGAUUGCUCCAAUAUCAGUCGACGUAUCACCGCGUAUGGCAGUUCCGAUGCCACCAGCACCAUCACCCAUGAUACCACCGACGUUGACGUCAUCUGCCGCAACAUCGGGUCCGCUCUCGGCACCUUCCGCCUUCAGUUCGUCGUCGAUCACAGCACAUCGUUCUCUGCAAACGAUCCUGGAUGCGAUUCGACACCUCGAAGGCGGUGCACUGGUGCCGCCAUCGGCGUCACCACCACCCAGUUCGCAGGCGCCUCUGGUACGGUAA
Messenger RNA from Ostertagia ostertagi, 618 nucleotides. NCBI's taxonomy places the organism in Eukaryota, Metazoa, Nematoda, Chromadorea, Rhabditida, Trichostrongylidae. The record is from the annotation of a GenBank genome assembly.